Messenger RNA from Sorex fumeus (smoky shrew), 2312 nucleotides. It is a transcript of the gene BARD1, whose product is annotated as BRCA1 associated RING domain 1. The transcript is spliced from 12 exons. Gene Ontology annotation, molecular function: protein binding. NCBI's taxonomy places the organism in Eukaryota, Metazoa, Chordata, Mammalia, Eulipotyphla, Soricidae. The record is from RefSeq and is a predicted model, not a curated record. Bases 159 to 2204 code for a protein of 681 amino acids.
CUCUCAGCUCUCACAUUCUCAGGGAUCCUGUGUGUUUAGGAGGCUGUGAGCACAUCUUCUGUUGUAAUUGUGUGAGUGACUACAUUGGAAGCAAAUGUCCAGUAUGUUACACUCCAGCCUGGAUACAAGAUGUCAAGAUAAACAGACAAUUGGACAGCAUGAUCCAGCUCUGUAGUAAGCUUCGAAGUUUGAUAUAUGGCAGUAAUGUUUCAGAUCCGAAAGAAGAUUCAGGUAGGAAAAAUUCAUUUUCUGACUCAGAGAAUAAGAAGAAUUCAAUAAAAAUGUGGUUUAGUCCCCGAAGCAAGAAGGUCAGAUACGUUGUGAGUAAAGUUUCGGUGCAAACCCGGCCGCAGAUAGUAAAUAAUGAAAAUGAUCAGGAGGCCUCCAUGUAUGAAUUUGUUUCUGCAACUCCUCCAACAGUUCCUGAGAAGCCUAAAAGGACUGCGACAAGAUCCGGGAGAAAGAAAAAGAAGAAAACGUUAGCGGAAAUCAACCAGAAAUGGAAUUUAGCGGCCGGAAGCGAAGGUGUUGAACGGGACUCGGAGGAGGUGAAGGGAAGGCUGGUCUCCUUCUGCAGCCAGCCUUCGGUCAUCGCCAGUCCGCAGAUCAACGGGGGCAGAGAUUUAGAAGCCAGCGCUUCGGACACAGCAUCUCAAUUUUGUGCAAGCCCGCCCGACGUCUCUUUACCGUUGGCCGAGCAUACAGUGCACGAAGUCGGGACUCCAGAGACCAAGAGUAGGAAUGAAGUCAGCACUCCGAAGGAGAUUCUCUGUGAAGACAAUCCCACCCCCAAGAAUUCCUUCGCUUCCUGCCUUAAUGGGAAGCGAGACCGUCACAACAGACUCUCAGCGCCCCUUCCAAAGAGAUGUCGCCACACCCUUCCCGGCCCCCUCGGGGACUCGGCCGCGUCAGCAGUGGUCUCAGAAAACGGGCCGUUGCCCGGUUGUUCUCCAUCACCCUCGAGUGUCUCGAAAGGCGGCGGCACGUCAAGGAGGAAAAGCAGUAACGUGUUGGAUGAGUCCUUUAGGUUUUCACCCGGCACGCCACCGCCCUCUGCGCUCAACAGCUCAAGCUACAGGCGAAUGUUGUCCAGCCCCUCAGCCAGGAGGCUGACACCGGGUGGCCAGGCGGCCGUGAAGAGGAAUCACAGGGGGGAGACUCUGCUCCAUCUGGCUUCGAUUAAGGGUGACGUGCCUUCUGUUGAAUACCUCUUACAAAACGGAAAUGACCCAAAUGUUAAGGACCAUGCUGGAUGGACACCACUGCACGAGGCCUGCAAUCAUGGACACCUGAAAGUAGUAGAAUUAUUGCUCCAGCACCAGGCCUUAGUGAACACCACUGGGUAUCAGAAUGACUCACCGCUGCAUGACGCAGUCAAGAAUGGCCAUAUAGACAUAGUCAAGUUGCUGCUUUCCUCUGGGGCCUCACAGAAUGCUGUUAACAUAUUUGGUCUGCGGCCUGUGGAUUAUGCAGACAGUGAAAAUAUGAAAUCACUAUUGCUGCUCCCAGUGAAGAGUGAAUCAUCAUCAUCUAGCCACGGCUCAGCGGCACACACUGGUCAGCGCAGGAGCGGCCCUCUGAUACUUAUAGGCAGUGGACUUUCUUCAGAACAGCAGAACAUGCUCAGUGAACUUGCAGCAGUUCUGAAAGCUAAAAAAUGUGCUGAGUUUGAUAGUACAGUAACACAUGUCAUUGUUCCUGGUGACACAGUUCAAAGUACUCUGAAAUGUAUGCUUGGGAUUCUCAAUGGAUGCUGGAUACUAAACUUUGAAUGGGUAAAAGCAUGUCUACAAAGUAAAGAAUGGGAACAGGAAGAAAAGUAUGAAAUUCCUGAAGGACCUCAGAGAAGCAGACUCAACAGGGAACAGCUGUUGCCGAACCUGUUUGAUGGAUGCUACUUCUAUUUUGGGGGAACCUACAAGCACCAUCCGAAGGACAAUCUGAUGAAGCUCGCCACCGCGGCAGGGGGCCAAAUUCUCCUCCGGAAACCCAAGCCAGACAGCGACGUGACUCAGACCAUCAACACAGUUGCUUACCACGCCAAGCCCGAUUCUGAUCAGCGCUUCUGCACCCAGUAUAUCAUCUACGAGGACUUGUCUAUUCAUCGCCCAGAGAAGGUUCGGCGGGGCAAAGUCUGGAUGGCUUCCUCCAGCUGGCUGAUAGAUUGUGUGAUGUCCUUUGACUUGCUCCCUCUUGGCAGCUGAGCACGCGGCCAGAUGAACAGUUCCGAGGGAAGGUAGCCAGCACGAGAAACCCAGCCGCUCCAUGGAAUUCGGGUCACUCGCAUCUCUGUAAAAUAGGCAGACUCCCUC